This is a messenger RNA of Phyllopteryx taeniolatus (common seadragon), 5475 nucleotides long. It is a transcript of the gene tle2b, whose product is annotated as TLE family member 2, transcriptional corepressor b. The coding region runs from base 600 to 2924 and encodes 774 amino acids. The transcript has 23 exons. Gene Ontology annotation, molecular function: protein binding; transcription corepressor activity. Lineage: Eukaryota; Metazoa; Chordata; Actinopteri; Syngnathiformes; Syngnathidae. The record is from RefSeq and is a predicted model, not a curated record. Gene Ontology annotation, cellular component: nucleus; transcription regulator complex. Gene Ontology annotation, biological process: negative regulation of canonical Wnt signaling pathway; regulation of DNA-templated transcription.
CAAAGCAUUAACUCUGCUUUUCUUUGACUUUUUGUGACGCAUUUCAAAAGAAACGCCGUUCUCAACGAUAGGAAAAGUGAGAAAAGAAGAUAGUGUAUCAUGUCGAAUGUUUUGUUGUUUUUGUGUGUUUUAUGUAACAACUUCUUUUUAGGGUCACCGCACAAAGAGCGACGCGAUCAAACGCGACUGAACUGAACAAUCGCAAACCCACACGUGUAUUUUAGCGACAGAGACUCCCCAUGGUUGACUUUUUAGCCAAAGCUUGCGCACACUCUGUCCUCCUCGUCCCUCCUCUUCCAUUCUGCAGCAGCGUGUGACAGGAGGAGGAAGCCCGAACAGAGGAGGUAGACCAUCCAUCUGUGUGUUUAUGUUUCUGUCAGCGGACGGCCGGGUGAAGAAGGGGCACCGGGAGACGUGAGGAACAAAAAGGGGAGACGAAGAAGAAGAAAGAAAGGAGAGAGGAUUGUUGGAUAGACCUGCGUUGGAUUGACUUUGCAAGAAGAAGUGGACUUUGUGAACCGGUGGAGGGCAGAGGAGUGGAGGGCCAGGGGACGAACCUGGCCAUCAAACGGACUGGAAGCCUCUCCUCUCCUGGGAUCAUGUACCCUCAGGGCAGGCAUCCGGUCCCCUUGCAACCUGGCCAGUCUUUCAAGUUCACCGUCCUGGAAACUCUGGACCGUAUCAAGGAGGAAUUCCAGUUCCUCCAGGCCCAGUAUCACAGCCUCAAGCUGGAGUGUGAGAAACUGGCCAGCGAGAAGACUGAGAUGCAGCGGCACUACAUCAUGUACUAUGAAAUGUCCUACGGACUCAACAUUGAGAUGCACAAACAGUGUCGGCGGGAGGAGGCGGAGAUUGUCAAACGUCUCAGUGCCAUCUGCGCUCAGAUCAUCCCUUUUCUCUCGCAAGAGCAUCAGCAACAGGUGGUGCAAGCAGUGGAGCGGGCCAAACAGGUCACCAUGGCUGAACUCAAUGCCAUCAUCGGGCAGCAGCAGCUCCAGCACCUGUCCCAUCACGCCCCGGGUAUCCCCCUCACGCCGCACCCGUCCGGCUUGUCUCUGGGCGCGGGCGGCUCCGGGCUCCUGGCGCUAACGGGGGCCUUAGGGGUGUCUGCUCACCUCGCCGCCAAGGACGAGCGAAACCACCUUGACCCAGAACAUCUCAGAGAGGGGGCACCCAGCAGGAGUAAGUCGGCGUCGUCGACGGACAGUCAACCCCCGGAUGAGCGUCAGGGCCCAUCGGGCGGUUACGCCCCUUCGCAGGGAGGAACGGAGGCCAAGAGGAGACGCUGCGAUGAAAAAGAGCCCCUCGCGCCGCACUCAUACGAAAGUGAUGGAGACAAAAGUGAGGACAAUCUGGUCGUGGACGUAUCCAAUGAGGACCCCAACUCCCCUGUAGGCAGUCCACCUCAUUCUCCCCGGGGGAACGGUUUGGACCGGGCUCCUGCCUUAAGGAAAGAGCUCCCGGGCUCCUCGGGUCCUGCAGAGACUCCGUCCACUCCGAACCCGUGUAGCCCCGCUCCAGGCAAAGCCAAGGAUCCCUCACAGAUGGAUAAGUCGCAGUCGCCCUUGUCCAAGUCCAGCACCCCGUCGCCAUCCCACCGUGAGGCCCUCACCCCGGGAGCACCAGGAGCUCCCGGUCCCAGCACAUCCUGCCUUCGCCUGGUCAGCAAAGCGGCGUCUGCGGCUGACCCCCUAGCACUCCGCAGCCCCAUGUCUGUGCCCUCCGGUUCAUACCCGGCUCAUUUUGGCGUGGUGUCCCACGCAGGACUCAACGGGGAGCUGGCCAGUCCCGGAGGCUUCGGCGGGCCUCUGACUCUCUCGCCCCAAAUCAGCGCAGCGGCCAGCGCCUACUCCCGAAGCCCAAUGGUGGCUUAUGACUCUCGGUCUCACCUGAGGGCCCCGCUGUCAUCCUCUCUGCCUGGCUCAUCUGGCGGCAAGCCGGCUUACUCGUUCCACGUGAGCGCAGACGGGCAGAUGCAGCCGGUGCCCUUUCCCCCCGACGCCCUGCUGGGCCCGGGCAUCCCUCGCCACGCCCGGCAGAUCCACAGCCUGAGCCACGGCGAGGUGGUGUGCGCCGUCACCAUCAGCACGUCCACGCGUCACGUCUACACGGGGGGCAAAGGCUGCGUCAAGGUCUGGGACAUCAGCCAGCCGGGCAGCAAGAGUCCCAUGGCCCAGCUCGACUGUCUGCAGAACCGCGACAACUACAUCCGCUCCUGUAAGAUCCUACCCGACGGCCGCACGCUGAUCGUGGGCGGCGAGGCCAGCACGCUGUCCAUCUGGGACCUGGCCACGCCCACCCCUCGCAUCAAAGCCGAGCUGACGUCGUCGGCGCCCGCCUGCUACGCUCUGGCCAUCUCGCCCGACAACAAGGUGUGCUUCUCCUGCUGCAGCGACGGAAACAUCGUCGUCUGGGACCUGCACAACCAGACGCUCGUCAGACAAUUCCAGGGCCACACGGACGGAGCGAGCUGCAUCGACAUCUCCAACGACGGCACCAAGCUGUGGACGGGCGGACUGGAUAACACGGUGCGCUGCUGGGACCUGAGGGAGGGCCGGCAGCUGCAGCAGCACGACUUCACCUCACAGAUCUUCUCCCUGGGUUACUGCCCGACGGGCGAGUGGCUGGCGGUGGGCAUGGAGAGCAGCAACGUGGAAGUCCUGCACGUGUCCAAGCCCGACAAGUACCAGCUGCACCUUCACGAGAGCUGCGUGCUCUCGCUCAAGUUCGCCUACUGCGGCAAGUGGUUCGUGAGCACAGGCAAAGACAACCUGUUGAAUGCGUGGAGGACGCCGUACGGAGCCAGUAUUUUUCAGUCCAAGGAGUCGUCGUCCGUGCUGAGCUGCGACGUUUCCCCGGACGACAAGUACAUCGUGACCGGCUCGGGGGACAAGAAGGCCACCGUGUACGAGGUGGUCUACUGAGUGAGCGGACAUUCCGGUUGCCUUGACAACCACUCGCAUCCCAUAAUACUGUGGAAGCGCCCCCCACAACAUCUACAGCAAGAACGGGCAGUGGCGCAUACAAAUAAGUCAGAGAAGUACACUACUCACGAAAAAAUGCGAUACUGAGCGAGAUUUCAGGCUGAACCUAAAAUGCACGUUAACCUUUUUAGGUGAACUUAAUUUGACCCUCUCUAAACUUCAGAAUGAAUGUCGUUUCAGUACUUUUUGCCCAAUUUGCUGUUUUCAAACAAGGAGCUGAACAGCAAAAUUCACCAAAGUCCUGGUUAAUCAGAAUUGGUUUUUAAAAAGACCUCUUCAUAUUUUGACAUCAAGAGACCAAGACGACAUCUAACAUUUGAUCAACAGUACAACACCAUAAGCAGGUAACAAUCCGCAAAAGAGCUGCAGAGAGACUGGAAGAGUCACUGAAAGGCUGUGGAAAGUUUCACACAUCAAACACCUGUUGUAAAGUUCAGCUCCUUCUUAGAGAAGAGCAAGUUGUUCAAAAAGUGCAGUGUGGUACCUUGAGCACCCUGAAACCGUCGUUUUAAGUGAAUUUAAGUGAAGUAAAAAAAAAAAUAAUAAUAAUAAUUCAGAUAGUGUGAUGCCCUCAUAUGUGGGUAAGGAGAGCCACAUUCGCUGAUCGAUGCACUUUCAGACCUUUACCGAAUGGGACAAACUGCCAAAACACUCACAAGGAGCUGCUGUAGGCCACAACUCACGCGCAUACGCUCACACGCAGACUAACUUGCCAACCCGACCCACUAGGCCACACCCCUUAAAGGCACACACCCAACACACGAACACUGUAGGACGUACUUUGUUUACACUAUAAAAACGGUGGAACGGAUUAAUGGCGUUUCAAUUCAUUUCGAUGGGGAAAAUUGAUUUGAACAAACGGAGCCAACAUUCAACAGUUAAGAGAAGCUCAAAUUAAGUUCACUUAUAAAGGUUAUUGUGUAUUUUCAUCCUGAAAUUUGACCAGAAAGCCCUACAUGCCUCACUUUUUGUCAGGAGUGUAUACACGAGUGUAUGUGUGUGUGCGUGUCCGCGAUACACACAGACACACGCACACGAGAGGAAUAUAAAUGAAAAGGAGGAGGCUGUCUAAUGAGCGCUGUUUCUUGAUUAAGAGCUCAGCAUAUGAAGGGAAGUCCCAAAGCACCCCCCCACCCACACCCAAGCACACACACACACACACACACGUCACGAGCCGGGAAAAGCGCCCACAUCACAAGGGGGCGUACAUGACCCCCGCCCCCCUCCCACCCCCGCCCCAUUCCAGGGAAAGAAACACAGCCAAUUAAACAGCCUCCUUGCUUAUUAUACUAUUAUCUCUUACUUCCUUCUGACGACGUCUAAUGAGGGCCACUCUGUUCUCAUGACAGCCAACAGAGGGCCCACUCCUGUGCCCCCCCCCCCCCCCCCCUCCUCUCCUUCAAGUGUUACACAAUGUGUCCUUUUUGCAUUCAUAUCAUUGAUAAUCAACAAUUUUGUACUUGUUUCCAGGCAUUUCUGUCCACUCUUCUUCAUUUCUACCUGCCUGUGUUCUAAUGUGUUCAAGAUAGCCUGUAGCAAACGUGUCAUAUAUAGACAGGACUUUUUUUUUUUUUUUUUUUUUCCCAAAACUGUAAUUACAACUCACAAUAAUAACUGCAAUUGGGACAAAAUGGAAGAAAUAAAAUCAGCAAAACUAUUUGUUCACCAAGGUAAAUACAGUCUAAUUUCUUCUUCCAUAGGGAAUAAUGUAAUGAGAAAUAAACUGGCAACAUAUUGAAAAUUUAAAGAGCCUGUAAACUGAAUUGAGAUUUGUUUCAUUAUACAUCUGAAGAAUAUUGCUGAAAACGUACAAAGACUGCAAACCACAGUUCUGAAUUGCGGCAAUAUAGCGUUUAACAGUUUUUCACUCCAAAAAGUGUGACAGCCAGUAUGUGGACAGGGGCUUUGCGCUUGUCCAAGCCACUUUAGAGGGGCUUGUUGUCGAAGCAUGGAAAAGCCCCAGGAUGACCCAGUAGGAAAUAUUCCUGCCACCGGUGUAGUAAUGUGUAGGCAUAAAAAAGAUGCUAAUCUAGAAAGAUAUUGAUACAAAAUAUUACCUUUUUGUACAACCUUCUACUAAAUUCUCAUGGGACGAUGGUCGUAAUCACUUGGGAACGCUGGCCUGUUGCACUGAUGUUCAUUUUUAGUUUUUGUUUUUUUUUGGGGUGUAUUUUGUAGUUUGUAAGUACACAGCAAAUGAGUUGGACAUGUGGACGAUGUUGCUUUUGCCUGCCUGCCUGCCUUUCUGCCUGUCAGCCACAAUGCUAAUUCUCUCAUUAUCCACACAAGGCUGUAUGUAUGUACAGUAUAUGUAUGAUGGCCAUGCAUUUGCUUUUUUUCUUGUUACAUUUUACAAGCUGAUGUACAGUUUGUUUUUCCCUCGUAAAGGCCGACGAGGCUUAGUCCCGAUGCGUUGUCGUCCCUCCCAUGUGCUGUAUAAACAAUGAUGCUAAUACUAUAAUGUGCGCAAAAUAAACCCAACACGUGUUGA